Purpureocillium lilacinum is the source of this 1482-nucleotide messenger RNA. The record is from RefSeq and is a predicted model, not a curated record. NCBI's taxonomy places the organism in Eukaryota, Fungi, Ascomycota, Sordariomycetes, Hypocreales, Ophiocordycipitaceae.
AUGGCGCAGCAACAACAGGCGCAGGCGCACGCAAACGAGCUGGCGAAGCGCCGCAGCCGCAAGCCUACAGACAAGAACAUGCCUGAUGGGGUCGAGGACAGCAUUGUGGAUCCCGAGAGCGUCCAACGAUACAAGGACCUUCGGGAGUUGGAGCGGUUGCUGGAUGCGACGACGACGCGGAAGCGCCUAGACAUUUCUGAGAGCGUGAACCGCAGCCACGGCAAGGUGCGCGCGCUUGCCUCCUUUCACUUGUCGUGCUCCCUGUUCAUGUCUCGGGCUGCGCUAACACUCGGGGCUAUUGCUGGGGCUCAGCUAAAGAAGACAUUAAGAAUAUGGAUCACCAACAGCGUCGAAGACCAGGUCUGGCAAGGCAAUGGCCUCAACGUCGACGCGUUCGAUUUUACUCCGAACAUGGAGGCCUCCUACAGGGUCAAGGUUGAGGGCCGUCUGCUUCAUGACAAUGACGAAAACGAGGAGGGACGUGCUGCACAGGAAUCGGACUCGACAGCCCAGGGCAGCACUGUUCAAAUGGACCAUGAUUCGGACACGAAGAAACUGGACGGAGCGACCGCCAAAGAGGCCAAGCACCGAUUUUCGCACUUCUUCAAGGCGAUCACCGUCGACUUUGACCGCUCGAGGUUUCGAAACGGCGCCGAACAGACAGUCGAAUGGAAGAAGCCGGAGAGCGGCCCGAAGUCACAAGCCGCCGGCGCUUCAUCCGCCGUUACGGACUUCGAUGAGCUCACUUUCAAGCGAAACGGGGAUGAGAAUACAAACAUCACAAUCAACCUCUUCCGGCAGGAAUUCCCGGAGCGAUUCCUGCUUAGUCCGGAGUUGGCAGAAGUAGUUGACAUGUCUGAGGCAACGCAGCAGGAAGCAGUCAUGGCCCUGUGGGAGUAUAUCAGGUUUUGGGGCCUCCAGGAAGAUGAAGAGAAGCGCAACUUUCGCUGUGAUGAGCCCUUGAAGAAGGUCGUCGGCCGAGGAGAUGUCGGGUAUAUUCCCAUGCUCAACGAAUACGUCACCCAACACGUCCGACCGCUACCCCCCAUCAGCCUGCCUUACACGAUCAGGGUAGACGAGGACUUUCAUCGAGAUCCGCAGCCGACUGUUUACGACGUCCAAGUUCUUGUAGACGACCCGCUGCGAACCGAGCUCCAGCCGUUGAUAAACAACGCGAAAUACGCCUCCAUGCUGAAAGAUGUCAGCACUCUAGACGAGCAGCUAGCGAAGCUCAUCCAGAACAUCUCCGAGUCCAAGGCCAAGCACUCGUUCUUCACGUCCCUGAGUGACGACCCCGCGUCCUUCGUCAGGAAUUGGCUCAGCUCCCAGAAUCGCGACUUGGAGAUCAUCAUGGGCGAGGCAUCCCGAGUCGCAGGCGAAGGUGCUCAAGGAGACGAGUGGCGAAGGGGCGGUCCGGAGAGUGUGUGGGCGACCCCAAAUGCGCGAGAGAGCGUCAAUGUCUUGUUGGCGCGACAGCGCUAA